AUGGGGGACGAAGAAAUAGUGGAUAAACUGUUUAAACUGUUGUGUUUUGCAGAUCCAGUGACAGAUGUGAAAGAGAAUCCAGACCAUAACUUGGGUAGCAGCUAUAAAACGUUCAUUAAGAGGGGAGCUAAAGGGCUGGGUCUGGUGCUAAUCAAAAAUGGAUCCUUUCUACAGAUCUUGAGAGUUAUUGAGAGUGGUCCUGGAGACUCAGAGACAAACCUGAAACCAGGGGACAUCUUGGUUAAAAUCGGUAACACGAACGUGCUGGGUUACAAACUGCGUGAACUACGUCAGCUGGUGGGAAAAAUUCCAAUCGGAACUCAAUUGCAAGUGGUCGUGUACAGGAAUUACAAGGAGAUCCCAGACAACUGGAAAUCCGAGGCAGGAGCUGACAGCAGCGAAGAAGGAGAAUCUGGCUUAUCGAGCAGCAGUGAUAACAAUGAUGGUGGUAAUGAUCAAACUUUUAGGGUAAGGUUCAACAACUUUAGGCCCCUGUCCUUAUUUUGGCAUAAUCCUGGCAUCUCCAUCCCACCUGUUUCCAGAAUGUGGCAUAGCUCAGAGAAGAACAGGAGCGUACUGCUCAUUGGUUCCCACAUCGGAUGUGACAUCAUGCUCCAUCGCGAGUUUGAGGAUAGCCACGAGGAGGAGGACAGCAAAGAAGAGGCCACAUCACCCCAUGUUCUCGGGUCAGAUGCCAUGAGCUCCACCUCAUCCUCCUCAUCGUCUGCAGACUUGCAGUGGAUAAAGCAGUUCCAGACCUCAGACCUGGCCCUCGUCCCAGCCACCACCCAGUGUGAGAAGACUGUGGACGAGCCAGCCCCUGCUGUCCCCAGCACAGCAGAAACCCCACCAGGCAAGGAAAAAGAGCAGAGUGGCUGCUCCACUGACUCCCCCACAUCGUCUGGCAGGGAAUCCUCGCUGCUGUAUCCCCAGAGUAGUUUCUCAAACACCUCCACUCAAUUCGUGGGCAGGAACUCAACCAUCACCAGCUCCAAGGAUUUCACGGGGGAUUCUUCCAGAUUGGACAUGACUCUCAAAGGUGACCUCCGUGUACCUGAGGGGUCUCCUGCAGAGUGCUGCACUGAACCACAGAACUCACAGCAGAAAACCUCUCCAGCUGCCUGUAGGACCAGGGACCAGUUUAAGGCAGCACUCUUCUACAAAAAGAACUACAUGUAACCACUGAAAGCAGCUCACAAUGUGCCAAUAUAAACUGGGCAGCAGUGGAGUAAAAGAUGUGAGUUACAUCAUGUUUCUCCAGACUUCCAUGUUGGAUAUUUGUCCUUCAGUAAUGCACCACACAUGAAUAAAUGACACUGACACUGCUGACUGGGACAAUAAUCUAUAU
Hypanus sabinus (Atlantic stingray) is the source of this 1348-nucleotide messenger RNA. RefSeq names its product PDZ domain-containing protein 9-like. The coding region runs from base 1 to 1179 and encodes 392 amino acids. The record is from RefSeq and is a predicted model, not a curated record. Gene Ontology annotation, molecular function: protein binding. The transcript is spliced from 5 exons. Lineage: Eukaryota; Metazoa; Chordata; Chondrichthyes; Myliobatiformes; Dasyatidae.